This is a messenger RNA of Colletotrichum aenigma, 2421 nucleotides long. RefSeq names its product Positive regulator of purine utilization (gene uaY-9). The record is from RefSeq and is a predicted model, not a curated record. Bases 1 to 2421 code for a protein of 806 amino acids. NCBI's taxonomy places the organism in Eukaryota, Fungi, Ascomycota, Sordariomycetes, Glomerellales, Glomerellaceae. Gene Ontology annotation, molecular function: sequence-specific DNA binding; zinc ion binding; DNA-binding transcription factor activity, RNA polymerase II-specific. Gene Ontology annotation, biological process: positive regulation of transcription by RNA polymerase II; DNA-templated transcription. The transcript is spliced from 5 exons.
AUGUCAUCGCGGAUGAAUCCGCCAAAGAAGUGCGACGGAGAAGUCCCUGCCUGCACAAACUGCGCAAAAGCCGGCGAAACUUGCCUCGAUGUCGACAGUCAGAACUCGGGUUUGCUGGUCCCUCGCAACUUCGCAAGUGCUGCCCGGGCAAGGAUUCAAUGGCUCGAAGACAUCAUCAAAUCGCGACUCCCCGAUGUUGACCUAUCUACCGGCCCGCAGAUCGAUGCGUUCCCGGACCCGAAGGGCUCGGCGGCCGUCGGCGGUGGUGGGGACCUUGAAGACGACAACGUCUCACCGCCGUCGCCUAGGUCCGGCCGGGCGGGCAGUCAGCCUACGGGCCGGACCGCAAGUCUGGGGUCCCAACGGCAGUCUCUGAAACGUUCCGCGGAGGCCGCGGGCUCCUACGAUCACGACGAGCAGUUCCCGGACCGCGCACACUCAGUUGCCAUGAACCUGGGGAUGCUGUCCCUCAACUCCGACUUAAGCCAAAAACACUAUCUGGGCUCAAGUUCCGGUGUCUUGUUCACGAACCUCAUUGGGGCGUCUCCUUCGAGCGCUGGCUCAACUCCGGCGGCGUUGUUAGAAGAUGUGCAAGCUCAAGGGCCUUCAUCGGAAUGGUACGACGCUUCAGUACCGACUGAUAUCUCGAAACAGUAUAAUCGCUCUCUACACAUUUUCUUGCGCCAGGAAUUACCAAGGAAAGAAGAUGCGAUCAAGCUGGUACACACUUAUGUCCGUUGGAUGCAUCCCGAUUAUCCAGUCCUAGAACCGACUUCUCUCCUAAGCGCGCUCGAUGCUCUGUACUCGACAUUUAGCUGUCCACUUGACGAUGACCCCUUCCCACAUGGCUGGCCUUCUACGAUGCAAGCGUUCCGGUGGAAUGGCAGACAGAGACUACCUGGCGACCAGGGCGUUCAUUCCGUUCCUAUGCCAGUUGUGGCUUUUAUACUCUUCAUGGUCUUCAACAUUGCGGCCAUUGUCAAGGUUAGGGGACGAGUAUGCGAAUUCCCACCAGAAAUAUUCUACCGCGCAGCUCUCCAUUUCUCCAAGGAUUGCUUUUCCCAAAUCUCUCUAUCUUCGAUCCAAGCGUUGGUUGUUCUCAUCGUACACAGCAUGCUCACACCAGCGGAAGUAAAUCUAUGGACUCUCAUCCAUAUUGCUCUUGCUCAUUGUGUAGAGCUGGGCAUACAUAGAGAGCCGUUAAACACAAUCGAGCCUGCAGACUUUGAGAAUCAACAGAUCAGGCGUCUGACAUUCUUUACGAUAUAUUCUCUCGAUAGAUCUGUAUCUUCCAUACAAGGGCGACCACUCGGCUAUCGCGACGAAACAUUCGAUAUCAAGUUGCCCGAGUCUCCUCCCGCACACCCCAAUUCAUCGAGCGGCACGAUCCCAUUAUCUUUCUCUGCAGCCGUUUUGCGGUUCGCGAGAUACCAAUUUGAGCUAGACCGCAUGGUCUCCGACGUCAAACUGCAAUUAUACCAUCUUCCAUGCGAUUCUGCAUGGUUUCCUCCACCGCAAAAUCCGCCAGCUCAACAAGCGAGAAUAAAAGAAGAGCUCGUAGACUGGUGGGAUCGGGUUUCUAGCGAGACGUUCGACUUUCCAGGAAUCGACAACAGACAACGGCGGAUGUGGCAGAUCAAGUUGAAGGUUAAGUACCACACGACUAUGGUCAUGCUAUUCCAACCUUCGCAGGCGAUUCGCAAUCCCUCUCCAGAGUCAUUGCAGGUCUGCUUCAACAACGCUGCAUCCAUACUGCACGAUUAUCAGGCUCUGCACGACAUGCAAGGUUUACAUCAUGGAUGGCGCACGGUACAGAACAUUUUUGCAGCUGGAGCGACCCUCAUAUACUCGUUCUGGACGUGUUCUACGGUUCGUCAAAACGCUUCAACGGCGGACUUAUCGAAGAGCCUUCGCACAUGCUCGAGCCUGCUUACUGUCGGCGGCGAGUGGUGGCCAUCCGUCAAAAAGGGACAACGAAGUUUCGGCGCAAUUGUUGACCUCACUAUCCGCAAGCUCUACACCGGAAAUAUGCCCUCAAAGAACCCUCGGCUGUACAUGCCACUUGGUGCAGACCGGCUCGAGGAUGGCCAAAACGCCCUGGACGACGCGGACGGAGGGCAUUCCGUCUAUGACGCAACAGCCCAGCAGGCAGACCUCGCCCACAUCCCGCUCAACGGAGCCGACGCUGCUUGGCACCAGAUGCCGGGCUCGUCCGCUGUGGCCAUGGCGCACUCACAAGAUGAAGUGCACUGGCAAGGCGUCUACCCCGAACCACCCUUCCAUGCGGGAUCCAACGACUACGUUCCGGAAAUCGAGACUUUCCUGGCCGACUUCGACAAGUCGGAAUUCAGCUGGAGCUUUCCAUUAGCCGGCAUCGGCGACCCGUAUGAGAUGGGCAACUUUCCCAACCCAAGCUACUGA